AAGCGGGAUCUUUAUAUAAUAUUAGAUAAAUUCUGUAAUAGUAAAGUAACUAAUUCCCGAAAUAAAAUUUAUACUUUAUUAGAUAUAUCUUUAAAUAUAUAUAAUAUUAAUCUUUUUAGAACAGAUUAUAGAAAAAAUCUUAAAGAUACUAUUUUUAAUAUUAUCUUAUUCUUA
Hyaloscypha bicolor E is the source of this 174-nucleotide messenger RNA. RefSeq lists its product as uncharacterized. The record is from RefSeq and is a predicted model, not a curated record. The transcript has a single exon. The annotation marks the transcript as partial. Lineage: Eukaryota; Fungi; Ascomycota; Leotiomycetes; Helotiales; Hyaloscyphaceae.